GAAAACACACACAUACAAAAUACAAACACCAACGAAUCCCAAACCCUAUCAGUAUCACCCCCGAGUUGGCGAGUUCACUCCGAUUCUCCUCUCACUCGUAGGUAGUACAUUGUGGAUCAAGUAUGGGGCGUGAUGUUUCCAAUCAUUCAGAAUCUCCGGUUAGGGGGCGGAGGUCUCCUCAUAGGAGGAGUCCAUCUCGAAGAGAAAGAUCACCCGCCCGACAUAGGGGUUCCCACAGAAAUGGUUCGGAGGCAAGAGAGAAACAUUCUGGUCGUGCCAAGUCUCCAAAGCAGGCACCUUCGAGCUCUCCUGUUGCUCGGUCACCUUCUCCCAGGACAAAACGGUUGAGGAGAGCUCAGGCUGAAAGGGAGGUUGAUAGAGAAACUGAGAGAGCUCGCUCGCCUUCUCCCCGAACGAAGCGGUCAAGGAGAGCUCAAGAUGAAAGGGAGGUUGAGAGAGAAACCGAGAGAGAGCAUGAAAAGAAUCAUGGCAGGGGGAGUGAUAGGGGGAGACAAAGGGAAACUGGGGACGAGAGAAAAGAGAGAAGGCCAGCUAAGCAUGAUAAUGAGGUUGAGAGAGAAACUGAGAGAGAGCAUGAAAAAAAUCAUGGAAAGGGGAUUGAUAGGGGGGCAUAUAGGGAAAGGGGUUUUGAGAGAGAAAGUGGGGUUGAGAGAAAAGAGAGGAGGUCGAGGAGGGAUGAUAAUGAGGUUGAGAGAGAGCGUGAAAGUAAUCAUAGUAGGGGGAGGAGGGAUGAUAAUGAGGUUGAGAGAGAGCAUGAAAUUCAUCAUAGCAGGGGAAGCGAUAGGGGGACACUUAGGGAAAAGGGUUCUGAUAGGGAAACUAGGGGCGAUAGAAAAGAGAGGUCAGGUAGAGAUGAUAGCAAGUCUUCAAGAUCAAGACACGAGCGGUCUACUUCUCCAUUAGAUCGUCAUCACAAGAGCAGGCACAGAUCUCAAUCACCUCAACCAGCUGCUGAUUCCAGAGAUCGUGACGAGGUGACAGACUUAAGAGGAUCUGAAGAGCGGAAUAAUGAGAAUGAUUCAGUAGCUAAGAUGAAGGCUGCCCAGGAGGCCUUGGAAGCAAAGGAAAAGCAAAAACCUUCAUUCGAGUUAUCAGGAAAGCUUGCUGCAGAAACCAAUAGAGUCAAAGGUGUGACACUUCUGUUCAAUGAACCCCCAGAGGCUCGAAAACCUGAUGUAAGAUGGCGGCUUUAUGUUUUCAAGGGUGGCGAAGUGCUAAAUGAACCCCUUUAUAUACAUCGUCAAAGUUGUUACCUUUUUGGGAGGGAACGAAGGGUGGCAGACAUUCCAACAGACCACCCAUCCUGCAGCAAGCAACAUGCUGUUAUUCAAUUCAGACAAGUGGAAAAGGAGCAACCUGAUGGUACAGUAUCAAAGCAAGUAAGGCCUUACUUAAUGGACCUUGGAAGCACAAAUAAAACUUAUAUUAAUGAUAAUGCCGUUGAACCUCAACGCUAUUAUGAACUUAUAGAAAAAGACACUGUUAGAUUUGGUAAUAGUAGCCGAGAGUAUGUACUACUGCACGAGGAAUCAGCCGAGUGAUGGGCAAAUUUUGGCUACUCCAAUGUGCCUCCUUUCAACAUGAGGAACAUAUUGAUUCGUUGAUGUGUGGGAACUAUUUAAAGUGUAUUUGUGCUGCGUUUUCUAUGGGUGCAAUUCAGUUUGAUUGUCUUUUUGCCAAUGGUGCUGGAAGGAACGGUUUAAAUGGCUUAAGACAUGUAUCUUCAUACAAAUUAUGGAAGACAGUAUUUUUGUGGCAGCCUCACUUGAAGUCAAUCUCUCUUCAUUUUACAUUUCUUUGUGUCAGAUCUUAUUACUCUGUUGAUUAGGACUUAUGCUGCUAGUCGUAUAGCUCGCAUGAUCACUUGCUCUAGGAUUUUGGAAGUAGGGAUGACAAUAGAGCGAGGUUGGAUCAGAGUUUUCCUCGGAUUUCCUAAUCCAAUGUGCUAUACUGAUGUUGAGUUUCACUUUCAGCCUUAACCCCCCAAUUUUUCCCCUUUAA
Messenger RNA from Quercus lobata, 2022 nucleotides. RefSeq names its product FHA domain-containing protein DDL-like. Lineage: Eukaryota; Viridiplantae; Streptophyta; Magnoliopsida; Fagales; Fagaceae. Gene Ontology annotation, molecular function: protein binding. The record is from RefSeq and is a predicted model, not a curated record. The transcript is spliced from 11 exons. Bases 123 to 1562 code for a protein of 479 amino acids.